GUUUAUACCAAAACAGAGAGCUGGUACGAUAAGUUCAAUAACAAAGAUUUUAAGAUUGAGAGUUUGAAACCAUGAAAGUACAUGUGCGUCUAGUGGUGAGAAUGGUAACUCUGAUUUUCAUCGUGACGUUAAUCCAUCUACUGCUUAACUAUUUGGAAGAUACUUUAUCAUACACCAUCAUCAAACCCAGUGACAUAUUCAUUGAAAGCUACGACUUCGCAACUACCGUAAAAUCCAAUAGUGACAACACAAAUAAUACAUUAUCAACAUUGCGGUCAACUGGGAUUAACUCAACCAUUAUCGCCAUAGGAUGCGCAAUAAAAAUUCGGCAUAAGGAUCUACAGAAAGACGACAUAUCCCAUCUGCCUCUUUUUGCGGAUUUACUUCCUUCAUUUUGUUUAACAAUGUCAAGAGGUUUCAAAUAUGAUUUUUAUUUUGCACAUGAUUAUAACGACCCAUUCUUCAUAAAGGACGAUGCCUAUAAGCGAUUUAGAGGAAUAUUCAAUGGGGUCUUGAUGAACAGAAGUGAGUGUUAUGAAAUUCAGGACAUUGAAAAAACGAUAAGUAUCCAUUUUGUAAAGUGUAAAUUUUCAGGCAAGCCAGCAUGGGCCCAGAACGACGCUAUGAUGGCUGCGCACGCAGAUAAUGUGACGUAUUUCUACAGGAUAAACGAUGACACAAUUUUAAAAACAAGUGGUUGGACUGAACAAUUCAUUGCUACUCUAGCUGCGUAUGAACCUCCAUUGAUAGGUGUCGUUGGACCAAACCACACAGGUGGCAAACUGUCCAUUCUUACAUACGAAUUUGUACAUAGACAUCACAUCGAUAUAUUCGGAUUCUACUAUCCCCGGCAACUUAGUGCAUGGUACGCAGACGACUGGAUUACUAAAGUAUACGAACCAUCGAGAUCGAAAAAAUUAGGAAAUAUUAAUUUAGUUCAUACUAAAAAACUGGGCAUUCGCUACGAUCACGAUAAAUCACAUCACAGAAUGUUACCAACAUUGCUCAUGAGAGAUCGAAAGGUUUUACAAAAAUAUCUGGAAACU
Owenia fusiformis is the source of this 1046-nucleotide messenger RNA. NCBI's taxonomy places the organism in Eukaryota, Metazoa, Annelida, Polychaeta, Sabellida, Oweniidae. The record is from the annotation of a GenBank genome assembly.